Molecule: messenger RNA, 1368 nt
Organism: Porites evermanni
Lineage: Eukaryota; Metazoa; Cnidaria; Anthozoa; Scleractinia; Poritidae
Source: the annotation of a GenBank genome assembly
UGCCUGGAGCAAACUGCUCAAUAUUUGGGUGCGGCGUGUCACGAAAGCCAAAAUACCAAGGGAUCGGUAUUUUUAAAAUUCCACCUUCCCAUAAAAAAAAAAAACAUCAACAACAACAACAACAACAACAACAACAAGGAAAGCUGGAGAAAGGCGUCACUGCACGUUGUAACGAGAGACAGGGUUGUCGACGCAAGUUUCCGAAAACAAAUAGAAGAAGGGAGUGUGUUCAUUUGCGAGAGGCAUUUUACGCCAGAAGACAUCGAAAUUCGUAAGUUUCAGUCCUUUUCGUAUUUAUUCUUCUAUUAGAAUAAUCUUUUUGGAAGUUUCAAAGUUGAAAUAUACGAGGUAGUUGACGAAAGAGUGUUAAUAACUCAGGCUAAUAACAAGGCUUGAGGUCAUGAUGACCCUAACUUUUUUCAAUCCUCAUACGACUUUAAGUUCAAUCUGAAGCGUAAACUCGUCAAGGAUUUUUUUGAAGAUUCUGAAGUAUUUUACCAUGUUAAUUAAAUUUUGGAGUGAAUAUUUUUCUUAGAGUUUUUAUGUAGGUUUUUGAAUUAAUUUAAUUAAAUUAUACUUCUGAUAAAAUAUCUUUGGAAAUAUUUUCAGCGUAUUAUUUUUAGGUUUUUACUACAGUAAACUAUUAUUGAAUUAUUAGCUUUGAAAAGCUUCUUUGAAGAAAGUCAGUGAAGUACGCAUGUAUAUACGUAAUUUUAUACUGCAGUGCUUUUUAGGUUUUGAAUAGAUAUAUGCUUGUUUUUUUGUAGCUUUGGUAACUUGUUUUCAGAUGAAACAUGGCAAAUUCUCCGAACUGGUGCAGUUCCCACUCUCAAUAUACCAAUUAAAAGUCAUGCAAGUGAACAAAGCGACGUCUUGCCUCCUCGUGAAUAUCUCACUGUACAUGUUGAUGAUAAAGCCAAACCUACAGUUCCUUCAGUAUGUAAACCCUGUUUUAAGAAUGUAGGUGACUUCAUAAAGCAUAUUGAUAGUCUUAAGUUGAGUGGUUUGACUAGGUCAACAAAAGAAGAUAACAGUUCUAUAGCGUUCAGCAUGUUUGAUGGUAUUCACCAUCUGCUGAAGUAUCAAGUAACUGUGGAUUCAAACCUGAGGUUUGUUGUGUCAGUAUAUGGUUCGUUUCUUCCUGACAACCACCCAAUUUACUUAACGAAAAAACGUUCAGUCAGAUUUACCACGGCUUUUCCACUGUUGUCACAAGUUCAAGAACUUCAGCUUUGUGCUGGUCUUUCCAAGUUUGAUGAUAGCAAAAUUCAGGAUCCUGUUGCGACAUAUAGGCUCAUGCGGCACUCAAUAUCAAAGAUUAUUGAUCCUUUGGACUUUGAAUCAUCACCUGCAAUCCACUUUCAUUAG